Molecule: messenger RNA, 1201 nt
Organism: Topomyia yanbarensis
Lineage: Eukaryota; Metazoa; Arthropoda; Insecta; Diptera; Culicidae
Gene: mEFTs
Product: elongation factor Ts, mitochondrial
Exons: 3
Coding region: 136-1059 (307 amino acids)
Biological process (GO): mitochondrial translational elongation
Cellular component (GO): mitochondrial matrix
Molecular function (GO): translation elongation factor activity; protein binding
Source: RefSeq, a predicted model, not a curated record
GAUAUUUUGACGUUUUAUAUUCGAUUCACGAGUCAGGACUGUAGUGUGAAGUUUUUGUAAAAAUCAGCGAAAUUUGAAGGAAAAAGCAUUCAAAAGGCAUUAGAAAUCACUAGAAAGGAUCGGUUUGAUUUAACAAUGCUUCACACACAUUUGCGUCCUUUGAUCCAGUCUGGCGCAGGGAUUCGGUUCUAUGCAACGGCAGAGAAAAGCGCUUUGGCUAGUCUGCGGAAGAAAACAGGAUACACAUUUGCGAACUGCAAAAAGGCACUAGAAUUGCACAACAAUGAUUUGCUUAGAGCAGAGCAAUGGUUGAAGGAGCAGGCUCAAGCAAUGGGUUGGUCCAAAGCGACCAAGUUGGAAGGUCGAAACACGACCCAGGGUUUGGUGGGAGUUCUAAUCAGGAGCAACAUUGGUGCGAUGGUUGAAGUAAACUGCGAGACCGAUUUUGUUGCCAGAAAUCAAAGCUUUCAAAAGUUUGUUCUAAACGCAUCAGCGGCUUGUGUUAGGUACAUGGAUCAAAUAGAGGGAGAUACCAAUCUGACCAAAGUUGGACUGAACGGCGAAGCUCUGAAGCAGAUCGUGAUGGACGAUGGCAAAUCGCUGGGCGAUCAUUUGGCUCUGAUGAUUGGUACGGUGGGCGAGAAUGCCUCGCUUAGCCGAGCCAUUUGCUUCAAAGCUCCUGAAACUAUAAAGCUCACAGGUUACGUGCAUCCAGCCCCGAUUGAGGACAUACCGUCGGACAUUCCACAGUACGGCAAAUAUGGCAGCAUAUUAGCAUUUAAAAACACCAGUUCCGACUCGAACGGGGAAGUAGCGAAAAAACUGUGCCAACACGUUGUUGGAAUGAAACCGGAUCGAAUUGGGGACCGGAGCCGAGAUGAACCGGCUAAGGAGAAGGAUGAUGAAACUUGUUUGAUUUAUCAGGAAUAUCUUGCAGAUCCUAACUACACUGUGGGAGAGGUCAUGGAAGCCAAUAGCAUCGAGGUAGUCGAUUUUCAACGGUAUGAAUGCGGCGAAAAAUCAAAAACUGAGGAUGAGAAUGUUAGAGCUGUGAACUGAAUCACUAAUGCGUUCUGUUAUUUCGAAUAUUAUAUGUGAUUAGUUCAUACAAUACAGUUUCUUAUUGAAUUUCGACAAAUCCAUUCAAAGGUUAAAUUUGAUUUCAAUGCACAGAUUCCAAAAUUGCUUCUAUCAGGAAUGC